GUCCCGCUCGCUCAAAGCCACACCAAGAAGUCAGCCAGCCAUGGAGCUCAUGGACCAAAUGGGCUCGUGCAGCAUCCGCGUCAUCGACCUGGACGACGGCUCCGUGCGUACCAUUUCAUGGGAUCCCAACGUACCGGACCAGGUCUUCGAGAGUCUCGUGGAGUCGCAGCUGCGCGCACAGUUCGGUGUGUCGGAUGAGGCCUGGGUGGACCUAAUCGACACGGCCAACUCGAGUCUCGUACACAUCACCAAGGACGUUAUGAGCAAUAUCAAGGACUCGCUAUGUCUGUGUCUGUCCCCCAAGACAGAGGCGCUCGCCCCCAUGAAGAAGAGCGAAGUGUUCGAGGUUGUGUUCCAAGACCGAUCUCUGGGCAUGACUAUCCGCGAACACAACGAGAGCGUCAUCGUCAACCAUUUUAAGCGCAAACCUGACGGGUCAGUGGGCGAGGCGGAAGCCAGUGGCCUCAUUCAAUCCAACGACGUCAUCUACAAGGUCAACGGCGCUCGAACUGUCGGUCGCAGCUACGACAACGUCGUGCAGAUGCUGCAGACGCAGACACGGCCACUCAGUAUCCAAUUUUUCCGUCCAUUCCGUCGCGAGGGACUUUUUGCAGUCGAGUUCCGUGGCGCCAGUCUCAAUAUGACCAUCACAACGGACGAUAUCAAUGUGAUUGUCAAAGAUCUACCCAUGGCACACCCCAAUAUUGUGGGCUAUGCAGAGGCCCAUGGAGUGCGCAUCUUUGACAUUAUCCACGCGGUAGACGGCGAAGUAAUCAACGGACUCGAGUACAACCGCGCAAUCAGCUUACUGAGUCGUAGUACACGCCCCAUGGUGGUAGUUUUCGCGCGUUCCAAGAUGAUGCCCCCUACUCCCGGUAGAUCCACAGCUGUCAUGACCAACCGUUUCUCGUUCGCGUCUACAGUAGCCCCAUCGCCUCGCCCUAGUAACGUGGACGGUUUCGGCUCGCGUCGUGGCUCUGGGUCCUCUAUGAUGAGCGGUAUGGAAGGCGAGAACAUGAUGGUGGAGGAGAUGCUCGAGUUCUGCGAAGGUCUGGGCAAUGACGGCGUGUUGAACCAGAAAGAAGUGGAAAUGCUGAAAGAUAUGGUGCUCUCUAUGCGGCAAGACGUGUGUAGUGCUGUGAAGCGGAAGAAUAACAACGCUAUCGUGGCGAUUGUGCGGUCUCCGUUCAUGCGACUGUGGGACAGUCUACUCAAGACUCGGGAGAGCAUUUUACUGGCUGGUCCCGUGUCGCUUAAGCGCAAGAAACGCUUCCACCUGCUGCUCACAGACCACGAACGUCUUCUCUUUGUCAAUAAGGACACUAACUUAUUAGAAGACGAGAUCAUGUGCUCGCAGAUCGUGACUGUGAGCUCGCGCUCCAAGUAUCAGGAGCUCACGAUCUCGACGAGCAAGACGGACUAUGUGCUGAUCGACAACUUCAUCGGACCCGUCAUUUGGGUGCGUGCUAUUCUGCCUUACACGUGCACGCAAGGAAUCCUCAAGGUGGCCAGUAGCAGACGCUUCCUCGUCUCCAAGAAGCGAUAUUUCGUGCUGCGUGGCAACCGCCUCACGGGCUACAAGAAGGAGAGUAUGGUGCACCAGGUCGGCGCUAAGAGCAGCACCAUCUCGCUUGAAGACGCUAAAAUUGAUAUCUCGGACCCGCGUAACCUCACGUUCAUCAUCACCACGCCCGAGUUCAGCCAAGCUGGCAAGAAACUCAUCCUAACGGCGACGUCGACACGAGAGUUCAAUAAAUGGAGUACGGCACUCCAAGCAUUGCAAACGUCGUCCCCUACCACCGCAGCUUGAGCUUCGCGAGACAAAAGUUGCUAGUCCUUCAAGAGACCAGCACAAACCACCCAGCCCCAGACAUCAAAUGAGGGCGACAAAAUUCUGUCUAUGGCAGCAAAUACGACAGGAAAUAGUACUAUCGCAGUGGCCACUGGAAUGGCUACAGACGAACGCAUUGUGCAGUGAAUGGAAACUUGAACAAACGAGCCUGAGAGCUUGUGCUGUGCUUACAACGUAUGGGGCAAAAACGCAAAUCAAAACAUGAAGAAAUACAUAAAGUUUUAUAGUAUUCUUUA
Molecule: messenger RNA, 2088 nt
Organism: Phytophthora infestans T30-4
Lineage: Eukaryota; Oomycota; Peronosporomycetes; Peronosporales; Peronosporaceae
Exons: 1
Coding region: 41-1810 (589 amino acids)
Molecular function (GO): protein binding
Source: RefSeq, a predicted model, not a curated record